CUUUUAGUCUUGCUCGGUUAUUGGUGCUGUGUGGUUGAGACGACGACAGGCGCUGCGAAGACCGACAGAAGAAGCGACGACGGCAGAAGCGACGACAACGACAACAACGACUACGAUUCCCAGUGUCUCAGCAUGAGCGUGUGUGCGAGAGUGUGUGCGGGUGUGCGUGUGUGAAUUAGCAGUGAAAAGGCUAAAUUAGGUGUGUGUGCAUAUGAUGGGGCAAAAACAAAACUAAAACAAAAACUAAAACGAAAACUAAACUGAAACACGUAAUAAGAACUCCGUGAGUGAAGCACUGCAUUAAGUAAAAAGAAAAACAAAAAAUAGAAAAGAAAAAAAAAAAAAACAAUCCCGAGUGGCAUUCACAUUCACGUGUUGUUGCUGGCUCGUCGUUUGACAAAUUAAAAUGCAUAAAUUAUGAAUGAAAGUACCGUUACGUGCGUGACAACUAAUAAUUUGUUAUUAUUCUAAACGCACGUGGCCAGCGCUCGAAACACUUCGCGUCAACUCUAACUUGGCAGACAAGGCCAACAGUGAACUGGGGAAGCGAACAGCCCCAACUACUCAAUAAGCCGAAACAAACAAAAAAUAUGCCAAUUGCCGGCAGCGGCUCAGAGGCAAAGCUGCCUUUUCAUUGCCAACAUCGGCGACUUCCUGGCCACAAAGCAUAAUAAGACGCAACAAUAACAGCAACAGCAAUAGGUGAAGAAGCAGCAACAACAACAACAACAACAGUCAGCAAGUGAGCAUUCGACUCUCAAAUUCUACGACUUUGGCUUUGAGCCCGUUGCCAUAUGCGAUUUUCCUGGAAAUGUGAAAAUUGUAAUUUUUUGACGAUGCUUCAAUUAAUUUAACCGCACGCAUUAGCAACAACAAAAACAACAGCAGCAGGGAAAACUGUAAUGAAAAAGGAAGCAAAGACAAACGCUGGCAAAUAACAGACGAACGCAAAUUGCUGAACAAACACUGGCAAGACGCAUGUAAAUGUAAAUGUAACUGUAGCUGUAACUGGGAAGGUGUAUUUGUGAGUGUGUGUCCAUGCCUCUGUCUGUGUGUGUGUAUGUGCAUAGAGCGCCUAAUAAGAAGAGCAAAUAGCAACGAGCGCGUGGAAAAUAAAAAUAAAUACCAAACGACAAAACGCAGGCCACAGCUAAGAGCAGCCAAAGGAAGUAAAGAAAGGGAGCAGCAGAAGGAGGAGCAGGAGCAGGAGCAGGAGCAGGACAUUGGAUCCUGGGCUGGGUGACGCGUUUCCUCGUUGGCGGUCAAGGGAAAUUUAUUGCAAUGCGCAAAUGAGACAACAACAACAACGACGACAGCAAAACUAAAACGCAAAGCAAACACCAGUAAAAGCAGUCAAAGAAGAAAAAGUGAAAGAAAAUAGAGAACAAAAAAAAAAAAACAUACACACACAUAUACACUAGCUGCGUGCCCCGAAUUGUGGCGAAAGAAAAAUAACCGAAAAAAAUUCCGCAACAAAUUGAAAAAUUAAAGUUUCACCAGCGCCAGCGUCAAGCAACAACCGACGAAAGAAGCAACUUGGCCAAAAGUGUUACAAACAGCCACCAAAAGAAGAGAAACCAAAAUAAGUACACUGCCAACAGCAGCAGAGAGGGAGCAGGAGAGAGAGCGGUAGAGGGAGGGGUAUACAGGGAGAGUGGAGCUACGGAACACAUUAAUGCAACAAAAUGGGUGCAACUUUGAAUAGACGACGACGUGGCCGUUGCCUGCAACUGAGCGCCGGCUGCUGGUCCGCCGCCUCCUGCUAUACAACGUGCAGCCCGCUGCUGCUGCUGCUUCCUCUGCUGGCACUGCUGAGUCCUGCGGUGGAUUGCCUAACCAUGACUGAGAUUCGUAUACCGAAGCACAUUAUGCGACAUGAGGACGCCGUUCUGGGCUGCAAGUUCGACCUGGAUGGGGAAUCGCUGUACUCGGUGAAGUGGUACAAGGAUGGGUUCGAGUUCUAUCGCUAUGUGCCGCGGGACAUGCCGCCCGGACAGGUCUUUCCGCUGCCCGGCGUCGAUGUGGAGUUGCAGAACUCGACGGACAUUGCUGUGGUGCUGCGCUCGGUCAGCCUACAGUCGACGGGCCGCUAUCGGUGCGAAGUGUCCGGCGAGGCGCCUUCGUUCCAGACAGUUUCCGGUCACGAGGACAUGAUUGUUGUGGUGACGCCCAAGCAUGGACCACAAAUCACUGGCGGUCAGCCCCGAUACCAAAUUGGCGAUGUGGUGCGCGUCAAUUGCACUUCGGCGCCGUCGAAGCCCGUGUGCCAUCUCAGUUGGCUGAUUAACGGCAUGCACGCGAACCGCUCGCUGUUGCGCCCGUACGAGCCGCUGGUGGUGGGGCGCGAGGGUCUCGAGGUGGCGCGCCUCGGCCUGGAGUUUCGUGUGCGCGGAUGACAUUUCAAGCACGGCGACAUGAAGUUGAAGUGUGUCGCCAAAAUCUCGUCCGUCUACUGGCAGAGCAACGAGGAGAGCGUCGAGAGCGAUAAGCAUCAGCGUAUACCUGUGCUGGAGUCCAGGGAGACGGUGCGGCAGCUGGACAAGUCACUGGAAGAGAAGCAGCUGAAGAAGAGUCGACGACCUGCGGCAGCCACCUCGGUCGCCGCUGCGGCCUCAUCGGCGACGCGUGUGUCCGUCUGGCUGGGCUGCUCCCGGAUAUUAGCGUUCAAAUCCAUUGCACGCAUUGCGCUGUACGCGCUGCCCGUCUUAAUAGCAUUCCUGUGUAAUGCCGCCGACGGCCUCGGCCGCGGCAGCAGUAACAAGAGCAGCUGCUGCCAACAUGACCGCCGCCUGUUGGUCCAAUUAAGCGUAUCCACGCCGUGCAGAUAACAAUUAACGAAGAUGUAUGACACCUGCCCGGGCCGGGCUGGCCGCGCAGCCCCGGCCAAACUCAUUAAAUCUGUGUAAAUAUUUCAACUACGCAAAUGCACAAAACAGAAAACAGACCCUACACACACACACACACACAAACGCACAUACACACACGCGCGCACAAAAUAAACACAUCAAGUAUACGCCGCGUUCGCCGUGCGGUAAAUCAAAUUUUGCAGCUGCUUAGCUACUGUACAUACAUAAAGGACAGUUAAACAUACAUAUACAUACGUACAUAUAUUUCGUAUGUAUAUAUACGUACAUAUAUUUCGAGAGAGUGUGAAAGCGAACUAGCUCUGGCAAUUCCUAGUUCCUUAGUGCCGGUAGAAAGAAAUUGCUCAACGUUGUUACGCAAAAAAUGAGUGGACAAAUUCUAUAAAAAAUAAAAAUAAUGAAAAAUAAUAUGUAUGUAUGCGACUACUUAAUUAGCCAAACCCGUAAAAGCCUAGACCUAAGCAUAAGCUAAGAAAAAAAAUCUGUUAAAGCAAAUCGGAGAAUAUAUAGCACAGAAUGUACUACAAAUAGAGUCUUCACGUUCGAUGCUUACGGCAAAUAAAAGUCAUAAAAAAUAAAGAAAACAUAAAUGAUAUUGUAUGGGUAGAGAUCGAAACGCAUAAUUGUUGUAACUAAUGUUAUGAUGCUAAGAGCUACAAAGCUGAAAUAGAGCAAAAAGCAAGUAAGAAUAAGUAACUCAAGAUUAAUAGGCAGCAUUCAAUAAAAUAUUUGAAAAACAAAAAUAUAUCAGAACAUAAUAAAAAUAAAAUAAAAGAAAGAUUUUUAGCUGCAAGUCGAGCAACUGUACAUUUCCACAGAGUAAGCUAAUUGAAAAGUAGGCAUUUAUAUUGUACAGUUAUUUUUCUCUUCUUCAAAGUAAUAUUUAAUGUUUCACACAAACACACACACGCAUACAUAUGAAAUACACAAACAUGUGCAUGUCUUGCAUGCAAAACUGUUAAAUGUUUAAGCUAAGGCAAAAUAUGCAAAAUAUUUAGCAAAAUAUGUUAAGAACUUGAUUAGGUUAAGUCUCUCAAGUGUUUAGCUGUGUAAAUUAUUAUGUAAUAAUGAAUGUUAUUAAGUCUUUAACAAAUAAAAUGCAUUGAAAAUC
Messenger RNA from Drosophila mojavensis, 3975 nucleotides. RefSeq lists its product as uncharacterized. The transcript has 7 exons. The record is from RefSeq and is a predicted model, not a curated record. Lineage: Eukaryota; Metazoa; Arthropoda; Insecta; Diptera; Drosophilidae.